AGACCGGUACUUAGUUAUUCACACCUCAUUACUCACGUUAGGAAUCGUAUGGCGUGACACUUGUUGGAGCUACUCGAGAAGCUGUACUUGUACACGCUGAAACAUUUAUGAGUAUAUUUCCUAGGUUAUUAAGUAGGACUUUUUUUCAGUUGUACCAAAAAGAGGCGAAUGGAAUCUAAAGCACUUUAGCUGGGUUUGAGCGCCGCGUAACGUUGCGGGCAGCCUGACACGCGGCGGCCGGGGGCUGCUGUCAGCCAGCCGGUUGUAGCCGGUGUCACUCUCAUCGGGGGCCCGACCGGCCAAUUCGCUCCAAUAACUACCAUUGACUUAAGUUAUAAUUUCUGCUAUAUAUAUAAUUAUAAUCUUUUAUAAAGCUCAAGAAUCGCUAAAUAAUACGAUAGUGAUCGUGAUCGGGAAGUUCCAUGACGGCGGGUGAUGCAAUAAUCAACCAAGGUUUCUAAUGUCAGCCGUCGUAGGCGUUGAAGGUGGAGCCAUGACGUUGUUUUAUAUAUUAUAAGAUAGAAGCUUUGUCUAAUAAUAAUUAAAGAAAAUACUUGGUCGAAUAAUGAAUUAAGUGGCACCCUGAACGACGCGACCUUCCAUACGUAUUAAAUGUAUCCGCUUUUCCUGUCGAUGCAGCGACAUUUGAGGUUAAUUAAAACGAAUCAACGCGGAUAUGAGUAAAGUUACCGAAACCGAUAUGAAGGACGUGGAACUUAAUGAGCUGGAUCCGGAGAAGCAGCCCAUGACAGACGGAGGGGCUGGUAAUUCUCCCAUCGGUACCGAGAAAAAUGGAAGCAUCACAGUGAAGAUAGCGGACGACUCCGAUGUGAAGUUCACUGGUCUGUCAAAAGAGGAGCUGAUGAAGGUUGCUGGGACACCAGGGUGGGUUAGGACACGAUGGGUUCUUCUCAUCCUGUUUUGGGUCGGUUGGAUCGGGAUGCUGGCUGGGGCCAUUGUGAUCAUUGUCAAGGCCCCACGAUGCAAAUCUCUCCCAGAAAUGAACUGGUGGAACUAUGGCCCCCUGUACAAGAUUUGGGAUGUGGAUGUAUUCACUGAGACAGGUGGCCUGAAAGGAGUGGUGGAGAAAAUAGACGACCUGUCUCAGUUAAAGGUGAAGGGUGUGGUAAUGGGACCUCUUCACACCGUCCAGAGGGACCAACCAAACACACUGAACUUUCAGGCCAUCAACCCUGAGGUGGGGACGGAUAUGGACUUUGAGAGCCUGGUGGACAAGGCUCACAAGAAGGGCCUUUCAGUCGUUUUGGAUUUGACGCCAAAUUACAAGGGCAACAACCCUUGGUUUGAUAAAGUCCAGGUGCCCAGCAUUGCUGAAAAGCUGAAGGUUGCUAUGUCCCACUGGAUGGAUUUGGGAGUGGAUGGAUUUCAGCUGGAUGGAAUCGAUGAAAAUUUUGUGGAUCAGAGUAUAUGGCAUAGUCUGAAGAACACCAUUAAGGGCAACAGAACAGAUGGGGCAAAGCAAAGGGUCCUAAUUGGGGUGACCAUGCAGACCACUGCAGCAACUGUAUCUUCGCUCCAUAACAUUUCCACAGUGGACUUGCUGCUCUCCAGGGUUCUGCAGCCCAAUGUCACUGGUGGUCAGUGGGCUCAGGCCAUCCAGCAGCUGUAUGAGUCGCGCAACCAGACUGAUCUGGCUUGGAACGUAGGCAGCAAGGAUGACAGCCACCUCGGCACAUUGGUUGGGGCCACGCUGGUGAAACUCUACCAGAUGUUGUUGUUCACUCUGCCAGGGACGCCGGUGUUCACCUACGGUGAUGAGAUCUGUCUGAAGAGAGCUGGGAACGCUACACAUUAUCCCAAGAUGGUUUGGGAUUCACUGGAGCAUACAGAGGAGAAGAAUGAGACCGUGAAGAUGAUGAGUGAGCACCGGCGGUCCUGCCACUCCUUCUUCAAGACCCUGAGCGACUUGCGGGGGAAAGAGCGCUCCCUACAGCACGGCGACUUCCUGCUCCUCCACAACAGCACGACAUCUCUGGCCUUCUUGCGGCAGUGGGACCAGAGCGAACGCUACCUGACCGCCCUCAACUGGGGGAAGAAGUCCGUCACCUUGCGUCUGUCUCAUGCCCACCUGCCUGAGCAUGCCACUGUGUUGCUCAGCACUGACCCCAAAACCCACCCCCCUGAGAACUCCGUGCAGCUGGCAGACCUCCAGCUAGAGGCCGAGGAGGCCUUACUGCUGCACUUCCCCUAUGCUGCUUAGUCGCUAACAUUCUGUUUGAGUUCCCAGUACUUCCAUGUUACUGGGUGGGGUGGAUGUCUUGAAAUAUGAAUAAAAUAUAACGUCUAGCAUCUUA
This is a messenger RNA of Brienomyrus brachyistius, 2315 nucleotides long. Its product is annotated as 4F2 cell-surface antigen heavy chain-like. The record is from RefSeq and is a predicted model, not a curated record. Gene Ontology annotation, biological process: carbohydrate metabolic process; amino acid transport. Lineage: Eukaryota; Metazoa; Chordata; Actinopteri; Osteoglossiformes; Mormyridae. The transcript has 9 exons. The coding region runs from base 677 to 2221 and encodes 514 amino acids.